AGGGGUCUUUUCUGCUCAUGUCACUACAUAAAACUAUCAGAUGGUUAGAGGAAGGCCAUGGAGGCAUCCACUUAGCUCGUCUUAUCGAGGACGCCAAAUGAAAUCUAUUCACAGCUCCGCUAGCGGGACGAUCUGACUUACUUUGGCAGAGAGACUCACAGCAGCCGUCACUUCAUAAAUGUGCACACCGCACGGGCGCUCGAUCCGGCUGUUUAGCGCACAACUCCAGCAGUGUCGAUAUUGAAACUUUCGUGUGUUUUUUUCUUCAUGAAGAGCGGCAAACUUUCGUCAAGGAAUUAAGGGAGACUACUUUUGUUUUUUAAAUUGCUUUUCCUGAAGAUAUCCAGGAUGCCUCGCCCAGGGAGAAACACGUACAGCGACCAGAAGCCGCCUUACUCCUACAUCUCCCUCACUGCCAUGGCGAUCCAGAGCUGCCCAGAGAAGAUGCUGCCUCUCAGUGAAAUCUACAAGUUCAUCAUGGAUAGAUUCCCUUAUUAUAGAGAAAACACUCAGCGGUGGCAAAACUCGCUGCGACACAACCUGUCCUUCAACGACUGUUUCAUCAAAAUCCCCCGGCGCCCGGAUCAGCCGGGCAAAGGCAGCUUCUGGGCUCUGCACCCCAGCUGCGGGGACAUGUUCGAGAACGGCAGUUUCUUGAGACGACGCAAGAGGUUCAAACUGUUGACUUCGACCGAUCACUUGGCCCCCAGCAAGCAGUCGGACGCCGCCCAUUACCUGCAGCAGCAGGCCAAACUGAGGCUGAGCGCCUUGGCGGCCAGCGGCACACACCUGCCCCAGAUGUCAUCUUACAACCUCGGAGUGUCCCAGUCCUCAACCUUCAAGCACCCGUUCGCCAUCGAGAACAUCAUCGCCAGAGAGUACAAGGUGCCGGGCAGCCUGGCGUUCUCCACCAUGCAGUCCAUGUCCGCCGGCUACCCGCUGCACAACCAGCUGACGACGGCCUGGCCCCACAUGUACAACACCGGCAUGAUCGACACGACGGCCCCCAUCUCCAUGGCGAGCGGCGACUACGGCGCGUACGGCAUGCCGCUCAAGUCCCUGUGUCACGGGGGACAGUCGUUACCGGCCAUUCCCGUGCCGAUCAAGCCGACGCCGACCUCCAUGGCGGGGUUCUCGGCGUUGCCGCCACACAUUCCCGCGUUUCUGUCGAACUCUCCUCAGUCGCUGAGCCCGACGUCCCCGCAGACAGCGACGAGCCAAAGCAGCCCGGCGACCCCCAGCGAGACUCUGACCAGCCCCUCCACCUUGCAGUCCGUGGCUGUGCACUGACCGGCCGAACUUUUCUCAUGCAAACGAACUGCUGGCCGGCUCCCAAGGCCCCUUUUAUCAAUCCCAAAGUUUAUAUUUUCUGUCGUCGGAAACUAAGGCGAGUUGCAGUUGCAUAUCAAAUUAAUUGUGUACGUGUCGAUUGUGUAGCUUUAAAUCGUGUCAAAGAAGUCCAGCACAGUGUCGCACAGGGAAGUAUUGCUCUUGAAAAUAUAAAUUAUUUGAUAGUUCUAUUUUUCAGUUUAUUCGGAAACCUGAGCGGCGGACGUGGUGUGCCAGCUGGGGGUCGUUUGUUUUGGCACCACCGACUCUGAUUUGAAGUGCUUGCAAUUUCCGUGGCAGUUUUUCAGUUGUAUCAAAUAGCAAAAUGUUUGCACCGUUUCUGUGUGACCGCUGUAAUGUCAAUUAAAUUGCGAGGCAAUGACUGUGUUUUCGUUUGCUUUUAAUUACUGCAAUGAUGGAUAAGGGUAUACCAAAUAGGAAUAGGAUUUAGAUGUGUUCUUACCAUCUCUGUAAAAAAAAAGAAAGCAAAAUGAGUUAUCAUAUCUUUUCAAACUGGGAAAGUGGUAUGAGACGUCCUCACGAUGCAAGGUGUGAAUAUUGCAAAAAACUGAUACUGAAAUGUUGUAAAAUGCACUUUUUAAUUUUAUGUUUUAGAUAUCUAUUUUCCAGAAAAAGUUCUGUGAAGCAUUUAAUUUAAAAGUCCGUGGUGACCAUGUGUAUCAGAUGCUGUAAAUGUGUACUGUUUUUUAGGUAAAAGCAUGCAUUCAAAAAAAAUUGUGUUGUUGUUAUUGUUUUGUUUUGUUUGAUAUUUUUUUGCAAGCAUGCAUGCUUUCGAAAAGUGUGCAAACAGUCUGCAAUGAGUUGGAAAAAAAUGGUCAUCAAAAUAUUUUCUCAUUAAAAGUGAAGUAAACAAUCCAAAAUGUUUCUAAAGAUUUAAUCUAAGAAAACCUUUAAUUUGAGUAUUGUUAUUGCUAUUACAUUUAUUAAAAUAUAUGAACCUUUUUUUUCCGGAAAAUCAUACAUUAAUUUCUAACCCACAAUAUUGUUAAAUAAUAAGAAUAAAAGUUACAUUGAUAGUAAUAAUAACAAUUACACCGCUGAUCUCGUGUACCUGGAUUUGAUAGAAUUUGAUAGAGAAGCAAUGGGGAGAGAAAUGAAUGUGCAGUCGAUUAGGAUGCAUGGAGUUGCGAUGCAUGGUCACAGCGCAGACAAUUAGGCUCAUUCAUCAAGCUGUGGGCUAAACACAAUUAAGCUCAAUAAUAAACAUUUAGGCUCUUUACGUUGUCCUUCAAAAGUCAUCGAGCGCAGUUAAACGUGUCAGGCAGAUUAUUUUUCUCAAAUGUUUCGAGCUUAUCGUGAUUUAAUGUUGAGGACGACUUAAUUCAACAAGUUUCUAAAUACAGAUGGAGAUACAUCUGCAAAGUAUAUCUAUACAUAUUUUUCAUUCUAUUCGACUAUUUAUUUUCAGGAUAAAAAAGCACUUUAGCUGCCUCCCUCAUAGAAAAGUAGCAGUCUUUUGGGGGUAUUAAACAAAUACAUUUGAAUUCCGUCACUUAAUACAAUUGAGUAGAUCAAAUAAAGGGUCUCGGGCCACUUCAUUCUCCCUCAUUCACUUGAAUUGAAAGUGCAAAGAAAAGCAAACUUAGACUGGGCCACCAAUGUAGAUUUAGCAUUUUUUCAGGAAGACAAAAAGACAGAUUUUUCACAAACACAUUGCUGGAACUAGGAAACGAGCUGCAAGACCCUUUUGGAAUUUAAAUCCACCCCUCCCCCAUGGACUGUUUGGACAACAGUGUUAGUUUUUUUUUCCUCCUCACUUUGUGCAUUUGUGUGUGUAACAUUCAUUCUGACUCUGGAUGAUUUAAUGUAUUGACACUGCAACGGCAGAUUGCAAGCUUUAAUUUGGAAUCAGAUUACAUUUUUCUGGCUGGUCAUUACAAUUUCAUUUAAACCAAAUCAACGUGCCGUAUGGAACUUUUUUUCACUAAGCACAUUAAAGCAAUGAGUCCAGCCACAAAGAAAUAUGUAACAACAAUAUAUAUUUACUACACAUUUAAACGUAUCCACCAGGAUGGAUUUCAGUGUACUUUGUCUGUUAUAAUUAAAAUAUCAAUGUUACAUAUAUAUAAACUAAUUUCAUUCAUUAAAAAAAUGGUCCCAGAA
Messenger RNA from Gasterosteus aculeatus aculeatus (three-spined stickleback), 3453 nucleotides. Its product is annotated as forkhead box protein B1-like. The record is from RefSeq and is a predicted model, not a curated record. Gene Ontology annotation, molecular function: DNA-binding transcription factor activity, RNA polymerase II-specific; RNA polymerase II cis-regulatory region sequence-specific DNA binding. Lineage: Eukaryota; Metazoa; Chordata; Actinopteri; Perciformes; Gasterosteidae. Gene Ontology annotation, biological process: cell differentiation; regulation of transcription by RNA polymerase II; anatomical structure morphogenesis.